Messenger RNA from Theobroma umbraticum, 852 nucleotides. RefSeq names its product Dynein light chain type 1 family protein. Gene Ontology annotation, molecular function: dynein intermediate chain binding. Lineage: Eukaryota; Viridiplantae; Streptophyta; Magnoliopsida; Malvales; Malvaceae. Gene Ontology annotation, biological process: microtubule-based process. The record is from RefSeq and is a predicted model, not a curated record. Gene Ontology annotation, cellular component: cytoplasmic dynein complex.
GUCCACUAGGCUCUGCAGUAUCAAUUGGCUCUUCAGCAUAAUUCUACAGAAUCUGUUGGUGACCACAAGCACAGAAUCCAUACGUGGUUGACCCACUAGCACUAGCCCCUUUAUUCCAAAACUGCAAAAUAAUCUCCACCACCACUUCUAUUUAAUCCAUAAUUCAGUAUCAAUAGGCUCCUUUUGCUAUACUGUAUCAGCUCUCAAAACUUUCUCAGAAGAAAACCUUUGUGAUCUUCCUGCUUAUUAACCAUGCUGGAAGGCAAGGCAGUGAUUGGAGAGACCGAUAUGCUUCAAACCAUGCAGCAGGAUGCUCUUGAUCUAGCUGCAAAAGCCCUCGAUAUCUUCGAUGUCACUGACGCUACUGAGAUAGCACGCUUCAUAAAGAAGGAAUUUGACAAAGCAUAUGGACCCGGGUGGCAAUGCAUUGUAGGAACUGAUUUUGGUUCGUUUGUGACACACUGCUCUGGCUGCUUCAUUUAUUUCUCCAUCGGCAGCCUUGCAAUUUUGCUUUUCAGGGGUUCUGCUGUUCCAGAAGCUGAGGCAAACCAGUUUGCUGCUUUAGAAACAGUGAAAGCAUAGCAUUAAUUUACAUUUGCAUCACUUCUUGUACCAACUUUAGUUGUGUAGUCCCGAAAUUAUUAUUUAUAAAAAUGAAAAGAAGCAAACAAGGAAGAGUUUCAACUUCAGCAAUCCAUGUUUUUCCCUUCUACUUGCCGUUAAUGGCAAAGGAUUGUGCAUCAGAAGUUUGUCCGAAUCAGGUACUGUUAGGUAGAUGAUUACAAACAUUUAUUCGUCUUCAUACUUUAUGGAGAAAUCAAACAUAAAUUCCGGGCCAAGAAAUCCAUGUUU